GUAGAGUCCUGGCACAAUCACUUCAUAUUCACACCAUUCAGUCCUCAAGCUAGUGAAGAGUUUGAAGGCCGAAUCAGAAAAUUAAAUUGCCGCAAAUAACAAAACUUCUUGUCCAUCUCAUCAUACAUACAUUGCGGUCGACGAUGAAGAAACGGCGCCUGAUUUCAGAUUCCAUCGAAAUCCCACAUGAUAUAAUCAUUGAAGUGCUGAAAAGGCUUCCAGUCAAGUCCCUCCUUCGGUUCAAGUGCGUUUGCAAGAUAUGGAACUCCACAAUUUCUGAUCCCCAAUUCACCGAAACACACAGAAAAUGUUCUCGAUUCCGGGUCGGAGGUAACUAUUUAGUCGCUUUUUGGCACUACGGAGAUAGAAUUAUCGUGAGUUUUAAGAAUCAUGAUGGAAGGCGGAGCUGUACAAUUCCGCCUCCAAUACAUCUCAAACUGAAAACUCCCAUAAAUUCGAUUAGAGACAGGAUUUCAAUUUCUCCACCUAUGAACGGUUUGGUGUGUUUAUACUCUCACAAAGGUCGAGGUCAUGCCUUAGUUUUAAACAUUACUACACGACAGAUUUUGUACCUUCCCAAGUUUGCAACUAAGUUUGUAGGUCGGUUAGAGAUAGGUUUUGAUGAGUUGACGGGAGAAUACAAAGUUUUGAAUCUUUAUAUGGAACUUGGGACACUAAAAUGUGCAAUUUAUACAAUUGGGUCGGACUCAUUGUGGAGAAAAACAAUGGAUCCUCCUCAGACAAUUCACCUAGUACCCGGCGCUUCUCGCGCGUGUGUCAAUGGUAACAUGUAUUGGCUUGUUCUUGAUGAUUGGGGUGUGAUAACUUACCUCGUCGCUUUUAAUGUUGGGAGAGAAGUUUUCCGAACCUUAAAGUUCACUGAAAGUUUAACUUGUCGUACGAGGUUGCUUGUUUUAGAAGGCUGUUUAGCAUGUAUUCCGAUUCAUGUAUAUGCUGAAAGAGUUGAGCAUCCAACCGAAAUUUGGUUGCUCGGGGAAUGUCAAGAAGACGCGCAAGUUUUGGCCAAAGAGAAGAUUCGUUUCCCGAAAAAGCUCUCGCUCAAAUUAGCUCUUUGUGAAGACUCAGGCGUUUUACCAACGACGGAACUUUUAUUGUUAGAUUCUAAUCACUCAAAAAAGUUAUAUGUUGACUUAAAAGAGAAGAGCAUCAAAGAGAAAAGAUAUCAAUGGUCUCAUCCAAGGAAAGAUGAACAAGAUAAAUUUUUAAGUUCCUUAAGCUAUGAAAUUCGUUACAUCCAUGUCGAAAACAUGUAUAGAUUUAAGUAUCAGGAUGAUGUUCGCUAUAGCCGCUUCCUGUACCUGCUGAGGAAUGUACAUGAUCUUGAGGAAUAGUG
This is a messenger RNA of Oldenlandia corymbosa var. corymbosa, 1354 nucleotides long. Lineage: Eukaryota; Viridiplantae; Streptophyta; Magnoliopsida; Gentianales; Rubiaceae. The record is from the annotation of a GenBank genome assembly.